Molecule: messenger RNA, 879 nt
Organism: Didymella exigua CBS 183.55
Lineage: Eukaryota; Fungi; Ascomycota; Dothideomycetes; Pleosporales; Didymellaceae
Exons: 1
Molecular function (GO): metal ion binding
Source: RefSeq, a predicted model, not a curated record
AUGCAGACAAAUCUUGCGGUUCACUUUCGCUGGCACCUCACUUAUUCAGUCUUUCCCUUGCACCUCUCCAGUAUAAAUAAGCCCGCGCACUGUAAGCUCUCAUCCUAUCUUCGCAACAACCUAGCUCAGGCAGCUAUGACACUUCCACCUGGAGUCAGAUACUCCAUCUUUCGCAACAACGUUGAAGUCCCGCUCAUCCCGAUCGACCAACUGCCUUUCUACAUUAAAGGCUUGCCACGCGAACUUACGCUUUUCCGAAAGCACAAAGAAGGCUGGAAGGCGAUCGGGGAGACUCAGCAGCCUGCAGUACCGGUUACCAUCCGAGCUCCCUCCGAUUUGCAUUCGAGACCGUCCCCAGCAAACACGAAUCGUAUGUUCCUGCCGCCCGACUAUGAUGCUCGUAAAGGCCCUGUCAUGGUGUCGCGGGAUCUGAGGCUCCUGCCAGAGACUAGCUCUGCUUCGGUCGCCCCUACGGAGGGACUUGUCAACCGUCUCGUAAGCACAUCGCCAGAGGAACGCUUAGCGUCGACUAGGACGAGCAGGUAUGUUGCAGCUCGCUCGGAAGGAGUCCAGUAUCCACCUUACCGUCUUUCAAACCCCUCUGGUGUUGAGCCCGACCCAUCUAAGAAAGAGUUCUGCACACACUGGAUCAGGACGAAUUCCUGUGACUUCAUGCAACAGGGUUGCAAGUACAAGCAUGAAAUGCCUGACCGCGAAAAGCUGAAAGAUCUGGGCUUUGCCGAGAUCCCAAAGUGGUACAGAGAUAAGAUGGCUACUCAUGCUGGGGCGUCGAGCUGGUUACGACCACGCGCGACUCAAGACAAUAAUGACCGACAGCUUUCGGCCGAACCUGCAGCGUCACGUGCCUUCUAUCCGUCA